AUGUCAGAGGCAGACGUACUCAAAAUCCAAAAUUCCUCUGUAAACGUUGUUUCACAUCAAAAAACCUUCACAUUCGACUAUGUUUUUGGCCCUAAUAGCACACAAGAUGAGAUUUUCGUUACUUUGGCAUCCCCCUUGAUCCACAAAUUUAUUGAUGGUUAUAAUGUCACUAUCUUAGCCUAUGGACAAACGUCAUCUGGAAAAACGUAUACAAUGGGAACAGCACAGCAUGGAGAUGACGCCGACGACAUACAAAACGAAGGCAUCAUUCCACGAGCCAUGAGUUUAUUAUUCGAGACGAAAUUCCGGCCGUUAUCAGUUGCUUCCGCGUUGGACGACAUGCGUAGAAACAAAAGCUCGAUUAAAGUCUCAUUUGUCGAGAUUUAUAAUGAAGAUUUGGUCGAUUUACUCAACCCUACUCCCCCGUCAGAGCGAACACCAGUUUCCAUUAGAGAAGAUUCAAAAGGUCAAAUAUACUGGAGUGGAGUUCGAGAAUUAGCGGUAGAAAAUACCAAUGACGUCUUGAACUUUUUGGAGCAAGGUACUCGCAACCGUGCCACAGGAUCAACUGAUAUGAACGAAAAGUCAUCUCGUUCGCAUGCUAUUUUCUCAGUUACACUUCGUCAAGAAAAAUGGGUCCCAUCCAGCGGAUCGAGCUCUCCCAUCCCCGCAUCUCAACGAUCGCCAAGUCCAAGCAAUGGAGAGGAAGGCGACUGGGUCAUCACGCAUUCCAAGUUUCAUUUUGUAGAUCUUGCCGGAAGUGAAAGACUUAAGAGAACAGCGGCUGAAGGAGACAGAAGGAAGGAAGGCAUCAAUAUCAAUGGAGGUCUUCUCGCAUUAGGAAAUGUUAUUUCCGCACUAGGCGAUCCAUCCAAGAAAAGUACACACGUACCCUACCGAGACUCCAAACUGACCCGCUUAUUGCAGGAUUCAUUAGGAGGCAAUGCUACCACUCUCAUGAUUGCCUGUGUAAGUCCUGCCGAAUACAAUUUGAUAGAAACUGUCAAUACCCUGAUGUACGCCAAUCGAGCAAGAAAUAUUCGU
Messenger RNA from Umbelopsis ramanniana AG, 1044 nucleotides. RefSeq lists its product as uncharacterized. Gene Ontology annotation, biological process: mitotic spindle organization; microtubule-based movement. The transcript is spliced from 7 exons. NCBI's taxonomy places the organism in Eukaryota, Fungi, Mucoromycota, Umbelopsidomycetes, Umbelopsidales, Umbelopsidaceae. Gene Ontology annotation, molecular function: microtubule binding; microtubule motor activity; ATP binding. The annotation marks the transcript as partial. The record is from RefSeq and is a predicted model, not a curated record.